UUCAGUUUGAGUUCAGCCGUCUUCGCAGAAAGUUAUACACCUGCGCCGCGCUCUCGCUCUUUUUGGCCCGCUACACCGCGUGCUCUCUCUUUCGUUGCAAGAUCCCCAAAAAGAGAGAAACGGAGAACUAUUUAAAACGCACUUCGUGCCACUAUUUCCUCAGUGGUAAAAAAUAUACAGUUAAAAACAGUUUUGUUAUUGUUUACUUUUUACCGUUUACCGUUAGCCAUAAAGUGACAGAUUUUUAAUAAAAACCAACUGUGUAACCGCUGUCUGCAGCGUUUUGUUUAAAAAAAUUAUGCGCGCCUUUGUUUAUUUCAAAAUAAAAACCAUUUUUGCCUUUCCCACCACAAAAAGAACGCAUUUGUGAUAAAGAGCUAACGAAAAUUAAGAAGGAAAGGGAGAAUAAAUAACCCAUAAAUAUUGAAAAUACAUAAAAAAGUUCGCAAAAAUAAAAACCUCAACCGAAACCUGCCUCACAGUACACACACACACACGCGUUUAUCCAACGAUAACGUCAUCCGCCCCGUCAACAGUAUUAAAGUUAAUCUGAAAAGUGCUCGAAUCUUUUGUUUUCAAUCAUUAUAAUUGUAAUAAAACAACUACACAAAUUAUAAAUAAUAAUACCAACAAUAACAGCAACUGUAGCCAAGGUUGCCGCGAACUUUUUAUUUGUUGUUGCUUUUUCGCCGCGUGGAGGAGCUGUCAACUCAACAUUUCUGCCGACUGCGCUGUUGCCGUUACAUUUCAGUUGCCAUCGCAUAAAAACAAAACAGAGAGCGCCAAAUCGCCACAGAAACAGCAAAUUUACAUAGCGUUAUACAACGCAGCGGCGCGUGCUUCGACUGCCAGUGCAGAAUCCCAAGUGAAGUCCCCGAGUUUCCAAUUGUAACACCACGCAAUUCCUUUUGGCCAUUAUGAAGCGUCUGAUGACCUGGGAGCGCGAUCUCGUGGAUGCCAUGUACGAGUAUCGGCAGACACGCUUCAGCUCGCGGCGUGUUAGAAAACGUGUGGUCUUCAAGCAUGGCGAGUGCAACGUUGUGCAGGGAAACGUGGCCAAAAGACGUCGUCGAUAUCUGCAGGACAUCUUCACCACCCUGGUGGACGCUCAGUGGCGCUGGACGCUGCUCGUGUUUGCCGCCAGCUUCGUCUUUUCCUGGGCCUUUUUCGGGUUCAUCUGGUGGAUCAUCGCCUAUGCGCACAACGACCUGGAGUACACUCAGCUGAAGAAUACGUCGCCGGAUCUGGUGGCCAAUAUGACGCACACGGUCUGUGUGACGUCGGUGUCGAACAUGAUGUCCGCCUUUCUGUACUCCGUGGAAACCCAGACGACGAUCGGCUAUGGCAAUCGCUAUGUGACGGAGGAGUGCCCGGAAGCCAUAUUCACCAUGUGCAUCCAAUGCAUCACAGGAGUUUUCAUCCAGGCGUUUAUGGUGGGCAUUGUGUUUGCCAAGCUGUCGCGACCCAAGAAGCGUGCCCAGACACUGCUCUUCUCCCGCAACGCUGUGAUCUGCCACCGAGAUGGAGUUCCGUGUUUGAUGUUCCGCGUGGGCGACAUGCGCAAGUCGCACAUCAUCGAGGCUCAUGUGCGGGCCCAGAUCAUUCGCAAGAAGGUGACGAAGGAGGGCGAAGUGCUGCCCUUCUACCAGCAGGAGCUGCAUAUUGGAGCCGACGGUGGCGAGGACCGGCUGAUGUUCAUCUGGCCCACGACCAUAGUGCACAAGAUCGAUAGGAAUAGUCCGUUGUACAUGCUGUCCGCCUCGGAUAUGCUGAAGGAACGCUUCGAAGUGGUGGUUAUGCUGGAGGGUGUCAUCGAGUCCACUGGCAUGACCACGCAGGCCAGGAGCAGCUAUCUGCCCUCAGAGGUGCUGUGGGGCCAUCGCUUCGUGAAUGUAGUGUCCUUCCGCAAGGAGACCGGCGAGUACGAGGUGGACUACACGCUAUUCAACAACACCUACGACGUGGAUACGCCGCUGUGCAGUGCCAAGCAGCUGGACGAGCUCAAGUCGGAGUACACAAAGAGCGCCAAGAGCUGUCCCGGCCUAGGUGUGAAUGCAUCCUUUGCGGAUCGCACGCUCUCGGCCAGCUUGUUUCAGCGAAUUGCCUCCGCCGCCUCGGUGGAUCAUCUGGAUCCGGCGAGCGACGAAUCGCUGGACUCGGGCCGCCUGCAGAUACGCUCCCAUUCCAUACCCAACGGCGUGUUGGCCAGCGAGCUGGAGCCGCUGAAUAACAACAAGCACGGCGCUUCGUUCACCAUGGGUGGCCUGACCAUCACAACGACGGCGCCCAGCAUCCCCAACCUAUCCAGUAUUAACGAGAAGACCAACUCCGGCAAUUCCAUAAACAGCAGCAACUACAGCAAUAACAACAGUCUGAGCACGCUGACCGGAGGAGGAAGUGCUGCCAGCGGACCCGGAGGAGGGAUCACCAUUGUGGCCGGCUCCGGGAACCAUGUUGGCGGAGGAGGAGGCGGCGGUGGUAGGCACAAGUCGAACCCCCGUCGGCUGAGCAUCAAGCAGGACCAGCUGCCCAUCGAUUCCAUUUGUUGAUAUUAUUAAUUGAGAGGCGCCCCUGCCCUGGCCGUCAGUUAACUGAUGUUGUAUUCUAGUUAAGCGUAGUCUCCCACCAUAAUUCUAACUAAAACUAAGCUAAGCGAGAUUCCAUGGAGAGCUCAUCUGUCAUAGCCAUAGAGCUGCUGCAGCUGUGAACACCCGUCAAAAUCCCCCUUUCCUGCUGAAGUGGAGGCAAUCUGAUUGUUACCCACCCACCCACUAACCCCUGAAACAAUUGUACAUGUAUAGGCUAAGCUAAUGAAUGGUUCAUGUUGUUAGCUUUACUUGUAUUGAAUUUACUAUAGUUAAGUUACGAAUUGAUAUUACCGCAAAGUAAGAUGUGAGACACAGAAACCAAAAUGCUGCAACUUCCUCGUAAGCUUAGACCUCUAGAGAAAUGUUUAAAAAGCUCACUGAAUAUGAAAUGAAUAUGAAAUUUAUGCAAAGGCGCAACGGAAUUGUAAAUUCCCUUUUACCCGAUAAUAAUGAUUAAAUAUUACUCACUCCAAUGAGAUAGAAAAUGUAAAUUUAAAACAAUAAAACUGUUUCAAAAACAAGAGCUUCAAUUAUUAUAAUGAGUGGACAAUAAAAUUGUAUGAGUAUGUGAAUGAUUGAUUGAUGUAUUUUAUUUUUAAGCGACACCCAGAUUAUGAAUAUGGAGAAUAUAUCUUAAGAUGAAAA
Drosophila rhopaloa is the source of this 3233-nucleotide messenger RNA. RefSeq names its product G protein-activated inward rectifier potassium channel 3 (gene Irk1). Lineage: Eukaryota; Metazoa; Arthropoda; Insecta; Diptera; Drosophilidae. The transcript is spliced from 4 exons. Gene Ontology annotation, cellular component: plasma membrane. Gene Ontology annotation, biological process: potassium ion import across plasma membrane; regulation of monoatomic ion transmembrane transport. Bases 918 to 2549 code for a protein of 543 amino acids. The record is from RefSeq and is a predicted model, not a curated record. Gene Ontology annotation, molecular function: inward rectifier potassium channel activity.